UUUUCUCUCUCUCUCUCUUUCUCUCUCUCUCUCUCUCUCUCGAAAGCUAAGCUCAGCGCAGCACCUCUCCUAAUUCGUCAAUGGCAAAUCCAAAUCUUAAUCUGAAUCUGAAUCUGUGGUGCGUCUUCUUCGUUCUGUUAUGCUUUGUCGCUUUCGUUCACUCCGAUUCCCAUUUUGAAGGUUUCGAAGCCGAAGACGAUGAUUUCGAAGACCCAUCUAUCGAUCCCACUUCUCUCCGAUCACCGCCCUCCCAACCCCUCACCACCACAACAACCACCACCACCACCACCACCACCACCACCCCAAAAUCCGAUCCCAAUCCCCAAUCCCCUCCUUCGGAUCUUCCGAAUCCUUCAUCGACCCCCAUCCCCACCACCACCACCUUCGAUUUCUGGGACGACGAAGAAUUCGAAGGCCUACCCAUCGAACACCCUCAACCUCAACCUCACCCUGAGCUUCCCACUGAUCCCAAAUCCCUCGAUAAUUCUUCGGAUCCCACUACCCCUCACAAACCCCAAAACGUUAAGGCUUCUCCGCGUUCCUUUACUGUGGAGAUCAUUUGCGGGAGUUUUCUGAUUAUGUUCGCUAUCAAUUACUUCACCGGAAAGCGCGAGAAUGAGAGCUUAGCCCUUUCCUGGGCAGCGCAAUUCGCCUCCAAAGACUCCAUCUUUGAGAAGAAUUUCAGCCUUUUGGGGAUCGGGGACGGUGGCGAUGAUGCCCCUUUGUUGUUGAAAGAAGGCCAAACCACCUUCAAGUUUUACGCGAGCGGCAGAAGACAUUGCCAGGGUUUGUUGGCGACGUUGGAGUUGAAGAGCAGGCACGAUCUGAUUGCUAGGAUUUACAAUAUGAUCGUUCCCGCGAGGGAUGAGAUUAGCUUUGAGGUUUACAUGAACGAUGACGCCAUGGAUCACGUGGUAUUUGCCAUGGCGAAGAAGAAGGCUGCGAAAGCUAUGCACAAGGAUGUGAAGGAUUUGCAGAAGUUUGCGAAUAUUAUCUCCCCUCCCAAUGGGAAGAAGUGGGUUGCUGACGACCUGGCUGUUAUUUCUGAGUCCAAAGAAGUCGGUGCUGAUUUGAUCACAGAUGCCGUUAUUGACCAGGUUUUUGGUGACAAAGCUUUUGAGAAAUUUGGAAAAGGUUUGAUUUCAUUGCAUUUCUCAGACCAGCACCCUGGCAUACACAAGAAGGUAUUGUUGUUCAAGUUUGUGCUUCCAGCUGCUAAAAACAUGGCUGAUAUGACUCGACUCGUGGCCCUUGUUCCGUAUUAUAUUGACUUGAUCGGAAGAUAUAAAUUAAGUUCCCAGGCUCGGUCUAAGACAGAGGCUGCCAGACAAAAGGCUGCUCAAGAGGCACAAAAAGAACUCCGAAAUGCCCAACAAGAGGCCAUGCAGAGAAGAAAGGCAGAGAGGAAAAAAAUGAUGGAGGAGGCUGAGGCAAAGCUCGGUGCAGAGGCUAUUAGAAAGAAAGAAGCAAAAGAGCGUGCUCGUCAAAUGAAAAAGGCAAUGCCAAGGAUGAAAAUGUCCCGUGGUGCCUAAUUCUUUAAUGUUCUCAAGUUUGAUGACUCGUGAGAAGAAUCGAAGGCCCUCUCCACCCCAGCUUACGUUGUAGUUGGGUCCUUGCCUUUUGUAGAAUUAUGGCAAAGUACUUUUGUUAGCUAGAUAGGCGUGGCCACGUAUUGGUGGAUUUUGAAUGUACCAAAAUCCCGAUUUUAGAGACAUUAUUUAUAAGUUAGUUCCUGAUAAAAACCUCAAUCUAGUCAUCCUAGUUUCUAGUUGACAAUGUUGUAUUCCCAUUUUCUUUUUGUUAACAUGCAUGCAGUGACAAAUGCCUUAUCAACUUGUUUUUUAUUGUUUUA
Messenger RNA from Gastrolobium bilobum, 1852 nucleotides. RefSeq lists its product as uncharacterized. NCBI's taxonomy places the organism in Eukaryota, Viridiplantae, Streptophyta, Magnoliopsida, Fabales, Fabaceae. Gene Ontology annotation, biological process: endoplasmic reticulum calcium ion homeostasis. The coding region runs from base 81 to 1532 and encodes 483 amino acids. Gene Ontology annotation, cellular component: endoplasmic reticulum. Gene Ontology annotation, molecular function: calcium ion binding. The transcript is spliced from 3 exons. The record is from RefSeq and is a predicted model, not a curated record.